Cercocebus atys (sooty mangabey) is the source of this 1306-nucleotide messenger RNA. RefSeq lists its product as uncharacterized. The coding region runs from base 1 to 900 and encodes 299 amino acids. The transcript is spliced from 4 exons. The record is from RefSeq and is a predicted model, not a curated record. Lineage: Eukaryota; Metazoa; Chordata; Mammalia; Primates; Cercopithecidae.
AUGUACAAGCUACAUCAUAAAACUUCCAAUCAGACCCUGAAAAUAGUUUGGGAAGCUAUGAGCAUAAGUUCAGACAUCAUAAAGAAACACCCAAUUUGUCUUCAAGCUCAUACCCAAGAGCAGAAGCAGGGGCGCCAGCCCCGCGCACUAUGCCUGCAGCCGCCGCUGAGACCCGAGCUGCCGGGCGGCGGGGCGGCCCGGGGCAGGCGGACCGGAGCCGCCGCCGGGGGUCUCUGCGCCUCGCACCCCCAAGCCCGGCGCUGCCGACGAGCGGCCGCCCGGGUCCCUGCCCUCGCUCCGGCCUCGCUCCCCCGAGAGGAGACAAAAGGAAGGUUCAGCCGGGUCACCGCGCGGCCGCUGACGGGGAAGCAGAGUCGACCCCUGCGCGGCCGCCCCCCACACAAAGGGGCUCCCCGCCUGGGUCGCGGCGUCGGCGCGCUCGUCCCCGCCCAGCGCGCGGGCUCUCACCCACCUGCAGGUGUCUGUGCCCGGCACCGGAAACGCGCCGUGGUCGGCAAGACCCACAGGAAGUGUGUAACGACACCUCCUACGGCACGCACCAAGCUCGCAGUCGUCGCUGCCCGGAGGAGGUGUAGACCGAGCCUCCUGCUGCACACACGCGCGCACGCGGCGGCUGGCGCGCUGCCCCUGGAGGUUUGGAGCAACCGGUCCUCCGCGCGCACGAGCUCAGUCUCUGCUGCCCCGACAGGUGUGGAACCCGCCAUCCCCGCUAUGGUCCGAGGAAGUGUGCAGCACCGCCCCCUGCUACACGUCCCGGGCCCGCGGUCCCCGAUGCCCCCCGGAGCUCUGUGCACCUCCACUGAAAUGCAAGGAGCAGACAGAACCUACACCGUCCGUGAGGCAUCCAACCAUGAUGAGGUACCUUGUCGAACAAACUAACUCUGCCACUGAGGACUGUAAAAGCUGUUUAAAAAAAUAAAUAAAAAGUCUGUUUAAAACAAUUGGAGAGCAACCCUGUCAUCCAAGGCUCGAGAGUCCAAGAGCCCCCAGGAAGAAGGGAAAUACUUUGAAGUGAGUCCUGCAUUCUCAGCCACUCUUCCUUCUCAGGGCAUUGUUGAUUUGUGUCUAGGAGUGUGGAAGUCGGAAAGAAGCACCCUAGAGCUUACUGACAGUCUUACUGGCCUGGUGAUACAAAAUUUGGAGUCAGGUCUAUUAAGGCAGCUAGGACUUGAGAAACCAAGAUCCCAGAUAAAGCAAUCACAGUAAACCUAAUGGGUUGGCUGAGGGCCAUAAUCCCGGCACUUUGGGAGGGUGUGGCAGGAGGAUUGCUUGAGACCAGGAGUUU